AGACAGCUGAGCAAUCAACACACGUUGGUUUGCCAAGAAAUACACAGACAAGAGCUCAGAGCCUUCAAGGACACAAUGAGUGGUGGGUUAUUGGUGAGGACAGGAAAGCCACACUGUCUCGUUUGGUUUGUUCCAUUCCACUGACCCAAUGAGAAGCCUUUGUUGCUUGUGGUUCAGAUUACAAGACAGAUCAAGCCUCUCUGUGCACCAGUUUAUUCAUCGUGCAGAGUCAGACUCAAGGACAUAACAGGACACAUCUCAAUCUCUGACUGAACUGAGUGACUUACUGAGUCUGUACCAUGGAGGAGUGCAACACUGCUCUGUGUCUCUCUGUCUACAUCAUUACCUUUGUGCUCGGAUUUCCAGCAAACGUGCUUGCCUUCUACACUUUCAGCAGGAAGGUGAGGCAGAAACCCACACCGAUUGACAUCCUGCUCCUCAACCUAACCAUCUCCGACCUCCUUUUUCUCCUCUUCCUGCCCUUCAAGAUGCAGGAAGUGAUGAACAACAUGCUAUGGGACUUGCCCUACAUUCUCUGCCCACUGUCUGGCUUUGUCUUCUACAUGACCAUCUACAACAGCACUUUCUUCCUCACUGCUGUCAGUGUAGAGCGCUAUUUGGGUGUGGCAUUCCCCAUUCAGCACAGCCUGAAGCGCCGACCUGUGUAUGCUGUGGUUGCCAGCAUCUUUUUCUGGAUUUUCAGCUUCCUUCACCUGAGCAUUGUGUUUAUUGUGCCCUUAAUUGGCUCAGAAGACACCUCAAAUUCAACCAACGUCACCAGUGAAACUAGUAGAGAGGUGUGUUAUAAAGAUUUUACCAAAGCUCAACUCAGUGUCCUCCUCCCCGUGCGUCUGGAGCUAUGCAUAGUGCUUUUCUGCAUCCCUUUCCUUAUUUGUAGUUUCUGUUACAUAAACUUCAUCAGGAUCCUCUCCAAGCUGCACCACAUUGACCGGCGCCGGCGCCUCCGAGCCAUUGGCAUGGCUCUAGGAACACUGUUGGUGUUUGCUUUAUGCUUUGGGCCCUACAAUGUUUCACACGUUGUAGGUAUUAUAACCCAGAAAAGUCCUGUCUGGAGAGACAAAGCCCUCCUUUGCAGUACCUUUAAUGCGUGCCUAGAUCCUCUUAUUUUCUACUUUUCUUCCUCUGCUGUGAGAGGAACGGUAGGCAGUGUCAUGAAAGGGGUUAAAAGUCGCUUCAACAGGUGCAUGUCCUGUCACAUGCUUCAGCACUCGAGGGGGAGAAUUAACAAGACUGCAAAAGAUAAGGAGCACAAACAAGAGGAGAUCAAUACUAUCUGAGCUAACUGGAAGGGAACUGUGAGCAGCUGCCUCUACUAAUUUCUUCAUCCAUGCAAGCAGGAAAUUAAUGCCUUGUUUAUGUUUUUACACGUGAGAAAAUGACUUGGCUGUAUACACUGCUGAAUGUUUUUGUUUGACUCUCUGAUGAACUUCUAAUUAGAGACAGCCUACUGUUUGCCUGAGCAAGCUUCACCAAUUUUAAUGCAGAGUUCUGUGUAAAGCUGCAGAGACAGGCCACUUUGAACUGUCACAUAAAAUAAAAAGGUAUUUCGUGCAUGAAAAGUACCAGGGUUUCAUAAGAGCUGCAGAAACAUUUUGUGGAAACAUGAUGGCAAGAAAAUGAAGUUCAAGCAACAUCAUCCGAUGUCAUCUCCUCACAGCAGUAGAUUAAGUUUUUCUAACAGCUUUAAUGUAAUUUCACACAGGAUGUGUUGUUUGCAAGGCUGAGAUGAUUGUGUGUCAGGAAGUGGUGGUGAAAGAAAUAGAUUUCAGGGUGUUUUAAAUAACAAAAAAUGUAGAAUUAAAAGUUGCAUUUGUUUUUUUAUUAUUAUUUUUUUUUAUCACAUCUUUCUCUAUAUUUUUCUAUUUUGUCAUUUUGAAUAUAUGUACAGAUUUAGAAUGUAGAAUAUAUGUUUAUUUAGAAACCCUAGGCAGCAUGACAUUUUUAGGGAAGGUAUGAAAUCAUCAAUAAAAUAUAUAUAUCACCGAGAAAGACUGAUAUUUAGACAAAAUGUGGAAUUACAUGUAACUGUGUCAGUAGCCUAACCCUAAUCCAGCACAAUAUGGUCCAUUCUCUGUUGUGGAACAGCAAAUGGGAUAACUAAGAUCCCAGCAACACUGAUAAGAGUACACUAUACUCUGCUGGUUUGCCUUUUGACAUUAUAUAGAAGGGAAUGUAUGAAAUGUCACAAUCAGGGCUAGAAUUAGACUAUAGAUACAGUUAAGCAUUCAGUUGUGAAGGUUUGGUUUUGGUUAUGAAGUAAUGUCAGUUAAUAUUUGAAUUCUGAAUGAGACAGAUUGUAAUUUUUAUAAUGUAUAAAAGAAACAUUUUCUUAUACAAAUCAUGUAAACAGAAAUUUUUACAUUAUUUAUGAUCCAGGUUAUUUUGUAAAGGUAUCAGUGAGGUACAAUUCCUGUGUGUUCAUGUCUGUGUGAGCCUUCAUGACGUAAGUGGAAGAAAGGAAAGUCACUACACAAACAUAUUUUCAUAAAUGAAUAAUCUGAUAACACAUUUAUGUAUUUAUUACCUCCACCAAGGCAGAGGUUAUGUUUUCGGCGGCAUAAGUUUGCCUGUCAGUUAGCAACAUAACUCAAGAAGUAAUGGACGGAUUUUGAUGAAAUCUUCAGGAAAUCUCUGAAAUGGACUA
This is a messenger RNA of Melanotaenia boesemani (Boeseman's rainbowfish), 2665 nucleotides long. RefSeq names its product free fatty acid receptor 2-like. Gene Ontology annotation, cellular component: plasma membrane. The record is from RefSeq and is a predicted model, not a curated record. Gene Ontology annotation, molecular function: G protein-coupled receptor activity. Gene Ontology annotation, biological process: G protein-coupled receptor signaling pathway; cellular response to fatty acid. The transcript is spliced from 2 exons. Bases 300 to 1298 code for a protein of 332 amino acids. NCBI's taxonomy places the organism in Eukaryota, Metazoa, Chordata, Actinopteri, Atheriniformes, Melanotaeniidae.